Messenger RNA from Lontra canadensis (Northern American river otter), 5816 nucleotides. RefSeq names its product adhesion G protein-coupled receptor L3 (gene ADGRL3). Gene Ontology annotation, cellular component: cell-cell junction; axon; glutamatergic synapse. The coding region runs from base 740 to 5371 and encodes 1543 amino acids. The record is from RefSeq and is a predicted model, not a curated record. Gene Ontology annotation, molecular function: carbohydrate binding; G protein-coupled receptor activity. The transcript is spliced from 27 exons. NCBI's taxonomy places the organism in Eukaryota, Metazoa, Chordata, Mammalia, Carnivora, Mustelidae. Gene Ontology annotation, biological process: adenylate cyclase-activating G protein-coupled receptor signaling pathway; brain development; synapse assembly.
CAGCAGCAGCAGCAGCAGGAGAAGCAGCCUCAGUUAUGACUGCCGCAUGUUAAUAGCUGCCGCUCGGGUCUCUCGGCUGCUGCUGGAGACGGAGCCUGACUCCGAAGUUGUGCAACUGUGGACUGGGAGAGACAUUUGAACCCUCCUCUCUCUUUGCUCGGUUUCGACCCCCUCGGUGUGUUUGGAGCGAGCGAAACGUCAAGGAAGACACGCAUUUGGGUCUUUUCUUCUUGUUUCCCCCUUGCCCUUUCUCCAUGGCUGUGUAGUGGGAGAAAGGGGGAAGGAGAGACUUUUUGUUGUUGUUUCUCCACCCUCCUGCUGCCUUCUCUGCGCUUUGGUAUCCUUCUUGGCCGCGUGUGGCGGGGUGCCUUCUCCGGGGCCGGCCGGUCUCUUGCCCCGGGCUCCAUGGCUGGAUUGUGGACGCUGCCCCCGGCUGCAGGUUGUUGAGCAACUGAUGGGACGAUCUCAGGCACCGGCGGUUACGAAAGAAAUGUUUAAAUGUUCAGUAAAUCAGAGGAAAAGAACAUGGACUUUUAGCAACUGAAGAGCAAAUUAAGGAUUCAAAUUUGGGAUAUUGGUGUUUGUUUUUGAGAAAUUUUUUUGUGGGAUUUUUUUUUUUUUUUUUUUUUUUUUUUAAUCAUCGGUCGUGGAAUACAGAAGAGGAACCAGAAAGACACUUAUUUCAUUUCACGCUGGGAACACUCACUUUUGAGGCACUCUCACGCCCUGAUACACAACCAUGUGGCCAUCACAGCUACUAGUCUUCAUGGUGCUUACUGCACCAAUCAUUCAAGGUGGCAAGCACAGUGAGCGACAUCCAGCCCUUCCUGCUCCACUGCGACAUGCUGAGCGCAGCCCCGGAGGCGCUCUCCCACCCAGACAUCUCCUUCAGCAACCAGCCGCAGAGCGGGCCACUACUCAUCGUGGACAAGGGCCCCGUGGAGCUGCCAGAGGAGGUCGUGGUCCAGGUGCCCAAGGAGCCCAGAGUGCAGCCCAAGCUUUCAGCCGUGCCCCAAUUCCGAUGGCUGUGGUCCGCAGAGAGCUCUCCUGUGAGAGCUACCCCAUAGAGCUCCGCUGUCCAGGAACAGAUGUCAUCAUGAUAGAAAGUGCCAACUAUGGAAGGACUGAUGACAAAAUUUGUGACUCUGACCCUGCUCAGAUGGAGAACAUACGAUGCUAUCUGCCAGAUGCCUAUAAGAUUAUGUCUCAAAGGUGCAAUAACAGAACGCAGUGUGCCGUGGUGGCAGGUCCUGAUGUUUUUCCAGACCCGUGUCCAGGAACCUAUAAAUACCUGGAAGUGCAGUACGAAUGUGUCCCUUACAAAGUGGAACAAAAAGUUUUUCUUUGUCCUGGACUACUGAAAGGAGUAUACCAGAGUGAGCACUUGUUUGAAUCCGACCACCAAUCUGGGGCGUGGUGCAAAGACCCUCUGCAGGCUUCUGACAAGAUUUAUUAUAUGCCCUGGACGCCCUACAGAACCGACACCCUCACUGAGUACUCCUCCAAGGACGACUUCAUCGCCGGAAGACCUACUACGACCUACAAGCUCCCUCACAGGGUGGAUGGCACAGGGUUUGUAGUGUACGACGGAGCUCUGUUUUUCAACAAAGAGCGCACCAGGAACAUAGUAAAGUUCGAUCUGCGGACUAGGAUAAAGAGCGGAGAGGCGAUCAUAGCAAACGCCAAUUACCAUGAUACCUCCCCUUACCGAUGGGGAGGCAAAUCUGACAUAGACCUGGCAGUGGAUGAAAAUGGGCUCUGGGUGAUCUAUGCAACAGAACAAAAUAAUGGUAAAAUUGUCAUCAGUCAGUUGAACCCUUACACCCUACGGAUUGAAGGGACCUGGGAUACUGCGUACGAUAAAAGAUCCGCUUCCAACGCAUUUAUGAUCUGCGGGAUUCUGUAUGUGGUCAAAUCUGUCUACGAGGAUGAUGACAAUGAGGCCACAGGGAAUAAGAUUGACUACAUUUACAACACCGACCAAAGUAAGGAUAGUUUGGUGGAUGUCCCCUUUCCCAACUCGUACCAGUACAUAGCAGCUGUGGAUUACAACCCCAGGGACAACCUUCUUUACGUAUGGAAUAACUAUCACGUCGUGAAAUAUUCCUUGGAUUUUGGACCUCUGGAUGGUAGAUCAGGGCAGGCGCAUCAUGGCCAGGUGUCCUACAUCUCUCCGCCAAUUCACCUUGACUCUGAGCUAGAAAGACCUCCUGUUAGAGAAAUGUCUACCACAGGACCUCUUGGCAUGGGAAGCACCACCACCAGCACCACCCUGCGGACCACAACUUGGAGCCCAGGCAGGAGUACCACCCCAUCCGUGUCCGGAAGACGAAACCGGAGUACCAGCACCCCAUCUCCAGCUGUGGAGGUGCUUGAUGACAUGACCACACAUCUGCCAUCAGCCUCGUCCCAAAUCCCAGCUCUGGAAGAGAGCUGUGAAGCUGUGGAAGCUCGAGAAAUCAUGUGGUUUAAGACCCGUCAAGGACAGAUGGCCAAGCAGCCUUGCCCUGCAGGAACGAUUGGAGUAUCAACUUAUCUCUGUCUGGCUCCUGAUGGAAUCUGGGAUCCCCAAGGACCAGAUCUUAGCAACUGUUCUUCUCCUUGGGUCAACCAUAUAACACAAAAGUUGAAAUCUGGAGAGACAGCUGCCAACAUUGCUAGAGAGCUGGCUGAACAAAUAAGAAAUCAUUUGAAUGCUGGAGACAUCACCUACUCAGUCCGUGCCAUGGACCAGCUGGUAGGCCUCCUAGAUGUCCAACUCCGGAACUUGACCCCAGGUGGAAAAGACAGUGCGGCACGGAGUUUGAACAAGCUUCAGAAAAGAGAGCGCUCUUGCAGAGCCUAUGUCCAGGCGAUGGUCGAGACAGUUAACAACCUUCUCCAGCCACAAGCCUCAAAUGCGUGGAGAGACCUGACUACAAGCGAUCAGCUACGGGCAGCGACCAUGUUGCUUGACACUGUGGAGGAAAGUGCUUUUGUCCUGGCCGAUAACCUUUUGAAGACUGACAUUGUCAGGGAGAACACAGACAAUAUUCAGUUGGAAGUUGCAAGGCUGAGCACGGAAGGAAAUUUAGAAGACCUAAAAUUUCCAGAAAACAUGGGUCACGGAAGCACUAUCCAGCUCUCCGCAAAUACUUUAAAACAAAAUGGUCGAAACGGAGAGAUCAGAGUGGCCUUUGUCCUAUACAACAACUUGGGUCCUUAUUUGUCCACGGAGAAUGCCAGUAUGAAGUUGGGAACAGAGGCUAUGUCCACCAAUCAUUCUGUUAUUGUCAAUUCCCCUGUUAUUACAGCAGCAAUAAACAAAGAGUUCAGCAAUAAGGUUUAUUUAGCUGAUCCUGUGGUGUUCACUGUUAAACAUAUUAAGCAGUCCGAGGAGAAUUUCAACCCUAACUGUUCAUUUUGGAGCUAUUCCAAGCGCACAAUGACAGGUUAUUGGUCAACACAAGGCUGCCGGCUUCUAACAACAAAUAAGACACAUACUACAUGCUCUUGUAAUCACCUAACCAAUUUUGCAGUACUGAUGGCACACGUGGAAGUUAAGCACAGUGAUGCGGUCCAUGACCUUCUUCUGGAUGUGAUCACGUGGGUUGGAAUUUUGCUGUCCCUUGUUUGUCUCCUGAUUUGCAUCUUCACAUUUUGCUUUUUCCGCGGGCUCCAGAGUGACCGCAAUACCAUCCACAAGAACCUCUGCAUCAGCCUUUUUGUAGCUGAACUUCUCUUCCUGAUCGGGAUCAACCGAACUGACCAACCCAUUGCCUGUGCCGUUUUCGCUGCCCUCUUACAUUUCUUCUUCCUGGCCGCCUUCACCUGGAUGUUCCUGGAGGGAGUGCAGCUCUACAUCAUGCUGGUGGAGGUUUUCGAGAGUGAGCACUCGCGGAGGAAAUAUUUCUACCUGGUCGGCUACGGGAUGCCGGCGCUCAUCGUGGCUGUGUCAGCAGCGGUGGACUAUAGGAGUUACGGAACAGAUAAAGUAUGUUGGCUCCGACUUGACACCUACUUCAUUUGGAGCUUUAUAGGACCAGCGACCUUGAUAAUAAUGCUUAAUGUCAUCUUCCUUGGGAUUGCUCUAUAUAAAAUGUUCCAUCAUACUGCCAUUCUGAAACCUGAAUCGGGCUGCCUUGAUAAUAUCAACUAUGAGGAUAACAGACCCUUCAUCAAGUCAUGGGUUAUAGGUGCAAUAGCUCUUCUCUGCCUAUUAGGAUUGACCUGGGCCUUCGGACUCAUGUAUAUUAAUGAAAGCACAGUCAUCAUGGCGUAUCUCUUCACUAUAUUCAAUUCUCUACAGGGAAUGUUUAUAUUCAUUUUCCAUUGUGUCCUACAAAAGAAGGUACGAAAAGAGUAUGGGAAAUGCCUGCGAACGCAUUGUUGUAGUGGCAAAAGUACAGAGAGUUCCAUUGGCUCAGGGAAAACAUCUGGUUCUCGAACUCCUGGACGCUACUCCACAGGCUCACAGAGCCGAAUUCGUAGAAUGUGGAAUGACACGGUCCGAAAGCAGUCAGAGUCUUCCUUCAUUACUGGAGAUAUAAACAGUUCAGCGUCACUCAACAGAGAGCCCUACAGAGAGACAAAGGGGCUUCUGAACAAUGCCAGGGAUACAAGUGUCAUGGAUACUCUACCACUGAAUGGUAACCAUGGCAAUAGUUACAGCAUUGCCAGUGGUGAGUACCUGAGCAACUGUGUGCAAAUCAUAGACCGUGGCUAUAACCACAACGAGACCGCCCUAGAGAAAAAGAUUCUGAAGGAACUCACUUCCAACUAUAUCCCGUCUUACCUGAACAACCACGAGCGCUCCAGUGAACAAAACAGGAAUCUGAUGAACAAGCUGGUGAAUAACCUUCGCAGCGGGAGUGAAGAUGAUGCCAUUGUCCUGGAUGACGCCACCUCCUUUAACCAUGAGGAGAGUUUGGGCCUGGAACUCAUUCAUGAGGAAUCCGAUGCUCCUUUGCUUCCCCCAAGAGUUUACUCUGCAGAGAACCACCAGCCACACCAUUACACCAGAAGGCGGCUCCCCCAAGACCACAGUGAGAGCUUUUUCCCUUUGCUAACCAACGAGCACACAGAAGAUCUCCAGUCACCCCAUAGGGACUCUCUGUACACCAGCAUGCCGGCACUGGCUGGUGUGCCUGCCGCGGAGAGUGUUACCACCAGCACCCAGACCGAACCCCCUCCGGCCAAAUGUGGUGAUGCCGAAGAUGUUUACUACAAAAGCAUGCCAAACCUAGGCUCCAGAAACCACGUCCAUCAGCUGCACACCUACUACCAGCUAGGGCGUGGUAGCAGUGAUGGAUUUAUAGUUCCUCCAAACAAAGAUGGGACCCCUCCAGAGGGCAGUUCAAAAGGACCAGCUCAUUUGGUCACUAGUCUAUAGAAGAUGACACAGAAAUCGAAACCAACAAAACUGCUAACACCUGGUGGACUGUUCCGAGUUGAUAUAAGCAGUGGUAAUAAUGUGUGUACUCCUAAAUCUUUAUGCUGUUCUUGAAAGACAAACACAGACUUUCAGACUUUUUUUUUUUUUUUUAAACUGGGAUUUAUAGGUCAGCCCAGGGGAGAAAGAUAACUGCUGAAAUUCCCCUGUGCCCUCUCCUUUCCUGUCUUUCCCCCUCAGAUGGAGACUUCAUUAUGUUAAUGAACGAGAUAUGAAGAAGAUGGCGCUCAUUGUGGCCUUGUUGAAUUCUGUUGUGUUUGUUCUAGCAUCUCUGAUGCUCUGUUACGAUAAUAACAAGGACCUGAUUUUUAAAAGGCCAGAAUGGUUGUUUGAAAUUAGUAACAAUGCUGCAUCUAGAUUGGAGUGCUGCACAAACAUAAAAACA